UGCGCAGAGAAUCUCUCUGAAAGAUCAUUUCAUAUCUCUCGGAGGAGAUUCUGUGACAAUGAUGCGCUUAAUUGCUCUUUCCCACGAGGCGGGAAUAUCUCUCACUGUUGCUCAAGCCUAUAAGCAUCCAACUUUGAAGGCCAUGGCAGCGGUUACUGCUAACACUAAUAAAACUGAUACUUUAAGCAGUACUGUAGAGGAGUUUUCUCUCCUUGGGAAUCGUCAUGUUGCUGUCAUUGACGAGAUUACUACUCAACUAGGUGUUGAUGUCAGUGAAAUAGAGGACUGCUACCCCUGCACUCCACUUCAAGAAGGUAUCAUCAUUGCAUCUGAGCAGCAACGAGGCGCAUAUAUGGCACAACAAAUAGUCGAUCUUCCGCAGAGUGUAGAUCCCGCCAGGCUCCGGGACGCAUGGGAAAAGCUGGUAAGUGACACGCCAAUCUUGCGCACUCGGAUAUGCCACACAGUCGCGGCUGGAUGUCAGCAAGUUGUCUUUAGAAGCGAGUUUAAUGAGGCUUCAUGGGUUGUUGUUCGAGACAAAGACCACUUCUUAGCCGAAGACUUGCUAAACCCGAUGACAUUUGGCACGCAUUUGAGCCGCUGUGCUCUAUACCAGGAUUUAGUGUCAGGUCAUCAUCAAAUGAUAUGGACUGUGCACCACGCAAUCUAUGACGGCUGGAGUAUACCAUUGUUCUUCAAUGCGUUAAAAGAUAUAUACGAUGGCCGUCCACGAAAAUGCGGUCCUCAGUUCAACACGUACAUAAGCUACCUCCUACAACAAGACGCUCUCCAAGCUGGAGCUUUCUGGGCAAAGUAUCUUGAUGCACAGAAUGCAUCAGUUUUCCCAGAAGUUCCGAUUAGCACAGAAUCCCACAGCGACACUACAGUUAGUGCCCAGGUUGACCUUUCCCGCCGACCGGCAUCCGAGUUCACUCUCUCGAAUAUGAUUCGUGGAGCAUGGGCAUUGGUUCUUGCUAAGUACACAAAUACGUCCGACGUGAUAUUCGGCACCAUGCAUCACGGAAGAACCGUGCCAGUUCCAGGUAUUGAAAAUAUGCUUGGUCCUACCAUAAAUACAUUACCAAUACGUGUGAAGUUUAUGGCUAAAGAAUCCGUUUCUCAGGUUCUGUCUCGCAUACAAGCUGAAGAGGCUGAAAUGCUCUCGUAUGAAUACUUUGGAUUGAGGCAAAUUCAGCGUCUUAGUCAGACGAUACGCAACGCUUGCAAUUUCAAGAACCUCCUUAUUAUUCAACUAGGUGAUACAAAGGCGGCAUCUGUUAGCCCAUUUCCAGGCACAAUGUCUUUACAAAGCAUCAAAUCUUUCAUAACAUAUCCACUAAUUGUACACUGCGAGCUGGGGUCAAAAUCUACUAUGGAGAUCUACGCGACCCAUGAUCCUCUUCUAAUACCUACCAUUGAAGCAGAGCGGAUGCUGAACCAACUCGCGUAUGUUUUACAGCAGAUAGUCCACGAUCCGCAUCAAAAAAUUUCAGACAUUAGCUUCAUUCCUCCUGAAGACGAAGUUUUGCUCAACAGUUGGAACUCAAGCUCUGUUGAGGCAGUCGCAAUGUGCAUACAUGACCUCAUUAAGAGACAAGCAAGUCAGAAUCCUGACAGCUCGGCAGUUGAAGCUUUCGAUGGCUCUUUUAACUACAGAGAACUGGACUCUAUUUCCAGUAAAUUGUCUCAUUUUCUGGUAGACAAGUACGGUAUCGGAACGGAUUGUAUUAUUCCUCUAUGCUUUGAGAAGUCGGCUUGGGCGAUUGUCACUAUGCUCGCUGUUUUAAAAGCCGGAGCUGCUUUCACUAGCCUAGAUCCCGCUCAGCCACAAGCACGCCUCCGCAUCAUGAUCCAAAAAGUAAAAGCGAAGCUAGUCCUUACUUCUGUACAGAGCCAGGAAAUAUUCAAGGGAGAAAACGUAGAACAAGAGACGGUGUCAGCUGAAUCUAUUGCGAAAAUCAAAAACCGAAGGAAAAGUUCGAUCGAAAAGAUGAGUCCUCGAAAUCUAGCUUUUGUCUUGUUCACUUCGGGUACCACUGGCCAACCCAAGGGGAUACUGUUGGACCACGCGGCAUUUGUGACUAGUUCCAGUGUAUGGAGUACCCGUUACAAUCUGCAGCCACAGACACGCGUUUUUCAGUUUGCUCACUACAUUUUCGAUGUGAGUCUAGCUGAGAUUUUUUCUACUUUGAUUUGUGGUGGUUGUGUCUGUGUGCCCUCUGAAUAUAGUCGCAUGAACGAUUUGGGAGCCUCUAUCAACUCUUUAAACGCUACGCACCUCUUCCUUACCCCAACAGUCCUAGGGACAUUGACCCCAGACGAAGUUCCUGGUGUUGAACAAAUUGUUAUGGUGGGUGAGCCCGCAAGCAAGCACAACAUACUCACAUGGGCAGAACGUGUCCGUCUGAUCAAUGCAUACGGCCCAGCAGAAACGACCACGUGGAUUGCUUGCAACGAUUCAAUUACUGUAGAAAGUCAUCCAGGAAAUAUUGGAACCGCAUGGACUAAGGUAUGGCUCGUCGAGCCUGACAAUCAUAACAAUCUCUCCCCUAUUGGAGCUCCAGGUGAGAUUCUUAUUGAAGGUGCGGUAUUGGCACAAGGCUAUUUGUACGACUCAGAGCAAACGAGUCACUCAUUUAUUACUAAUCCGAAAUGGGCAUCUAAGCUUGUUCCGUGUUCUAAAGAAGAUCAGGGCUCAAAUAAGGCUCUCCGGCGAUUUUACAAAUCAGGCGAUCUCGCCCGUUAUAAUGCCGACGGUUCGCUCCAAAUCAUUGGUCGAAAGGAUACGCAGAUCAAGAUGCACGGACAGCGAAUCGAAGUAGGUGAAAUUGAAUUUCAUCUUCGCCGGGCAGUUUCUUCGGAAGAGGUUGCAGUCGAGAUCGCACCAGCACCAUCCCCCGCAGACCAACCGUGGUUAGUUGCCUUCUUACCUCUUGAUUUGAAUAUCGGUGUUUUGAGGCAACUAUCUCCCCUACCUCCUGGCCUUCGAACCGCAUUAAUGGAUGACUUGCCAAUAUAUAUGGUCCCUACAAAAGUUUGCGCAGUUGAAAGCCUUCCGCGUCUUCCUUCUGGAAAAUUGGAUCGUAAAUUCCUACGUGAACUCUCUGCUGAAUUACGGGCAGACCUAGUUGCUCAGUCAGCUCAUGGAACUUCAUCGGCACAGCCCAUAGGAACAGGUUCACUGAAUGAGGCCGAAGAGAAGUUGCGCAGUUUAUGGGCUAUUGUACUAAACACAUCGCCAUAUGCAAUUCGUGGACAUGAUCAUUUCUUAGAGCUAGGUGGUGACUCUUUGUCUGCAAUACGUCUAGUAGUGGCAGCUCGGCGUGUUGGCUACACCAUCACUGUUGCCAAUAUUCUGCAAAAGCCAUUUCUGUCUGAUAUGGCCACGACAUUGCACAAGGCGGCGUUCAAGCCAAAUGAAGAGCUGGAAAAUAUACACCCGUUUAGUUUACUUCCUGCCCCGGAUCGUGUCAAUGAAUAUCUGAAAGAGGCAUCACAGAUUUGCAUUGUUGCAGAGGAUCAGAUCGAAGAUAUCUAUCCUUCAACGCCUCUUCAAGAGGGGUUUAUGGCUGUUUCAGCUCGCAGCAAGGGUGCAUACAUGGUUCAGGUCUGCUUUGAUCUUCCUCCUCAUGUCGAUCUUUCCAAGCUUCAAUCAGCAUGGAAAGCUGCAAUUCAUGAUUUUCCUAUCCUAAGAACCAGGAUGAUUCAAUCAUCUUCUGGUAAACUCCUCCAGGUAAUUGUCGCCGAUGACCCACUGACAACAUGCCCCUACCACGAUGACUUUGAGGCGUAUAUGAAAAAUGAUUCUGAGGUCGAGAUGUCUUUGGGAACACCACUAUCACGGAUAGCAGUGAUUUUAGACAAAGCAACGGCUAAGAGAUAUUUUGUAUGGACUGCCCACCACACAAUUUAUGAUGCCUGGUCUUCUAGUCUUCUAUAUCAAGCAGUCGACCUUGGUUACACUGGGGGUCAGAUCGGAAGAUUUCCUCAGUACAGCCAUUUUAUAAAGCAUCUGCUCAGCUUGGAUGAAAACGCUGCCGAAUCAUACUGGAAAUCUCGUCUAGCCGGUGCGCUCAAAUGUCACUUCCCUCAGAUGCCUGAUGGGAUUGAGCGGCCAUCUUUGGACCAAGUCACAACCCACUCAAUUUCGUUGCGUCAUAACUACCCAAAAGGUAUCACUCCGUCCACUUUGUUACAAGCAGCCUGGGCUAUCCUCAUCGGCCGUUAUGGUGAAACUAGCGAUGUCACGUUCGCUUGCACACUGUCCGGAAGAACGUCUCCUGUGGUUGGUAUUGAUAAGAUCGUAGGCCCUACAAUUACAACCGUCCCUAUUCGUUUUCAACUUCAUAGGGAUCAGCUGAUAUCUGAGUUUUUGAAAGUAGCACAGGACGCUGCGAUUGAGAUGAUUCCAUUCCAACACUUUGGUCUCCGCAAAAUCCAUGCUCUAGGGGAAGAAUUCCGAGAUGCGUGUGACUUCUCAAGUUUAAUAUCAAUUCAGAGUGACUUGGAAAGCUCGUUGGGUACUGAAUCAAUAACCAAGUACAUGUCAUUCCACGCGCCACCCAACUUCCACCCCUACACUCUAGUACUCAAUUGCGAUGUUCGGCCAGAUUCGAUCGAAAUAGAGGCAGUGCAUGAUUCUCGUUUCAUUGAUUCAGUGCAAAUGAGACGGAUGUGCUUCCAGUUCAGUCAUAUAAUCGAUCAAUUGUUGCAGCUAUCGGAAGAGCCUCUGUUUCGAGUGCAGAUAUUCAGCCCAGAAGAUCAUACAGAGCUGGCUCGUAUAAACGGCCAUACAACACCAACGAUUCAUCGUUGCAUCCACUCCAUUAUUCAAGACCGAACUGAACGAUUUGCAGAGUCACCUGCUGUCUACGCAUGGGACGGAAAGCUUACGUUUUCGGAGUUGGAUACUCUCUCAAACAUCCUCGCACAUCAUCUUAUUACCCUUGGCGUUAACGUAGGGGAGACAAUCCCUAUUAUCUUUGAAAAAUCCUAUCUCGUGACAGUUGCUGUCUUAGCAACAUUAAAAGCAGGGGCAGCAUUCACAUUGCUUGAUGCCACGCAACCGACCCAUCACAUUCAAACUAUUCUUGGGAAAUUGGAACCUCACACUGUGCUUUUUUCCCAACAUGCAGCAAAACAAUCAAGUUCGACGGUAAAGCGGACGGUCACAAUAAGCGUAGAAAUGCUCGGAACUCUCCAAGAAAACAACCCCAGUAAUUGCAAUGGCAAACUUCCUUCUCCUGACCCCAACUCCAUAGCUUAUGUAGCUUUCACUUCUGGAAGCACUGGAGCACCAAAAGGCGUUAACACUGAACAUGCAUCAUUUUCUUCUGCUGCAGCCAAGCAGGCUGAAGGCUACAAUAUCGAUGCAAAGUCUCGCGUGCUUCAAUUGGCUCCAUACAACUCCGGGUAUGCUGUGAUGGAAAUUUUGACCACUUUGCUAGCCGGCGGCUGUGUUUGUAUUCCUGAUAGAAAAAGUAAUAGGGACCAACUAUCAAAGUGGAUAAGAGGUGCGGAUGUAAAUUGGGCGUUGAUGACACCCUCUAUGGCCACGUCAAUCAAUCUAAAGACUGUUCCGGGUCUCCGCACAUUAGUUUAUGGAGGUGAGGCUGGAUGCUUAAAGAAUUGGGCUGAAGGUACCAACAUCAUUCAAGCCUAUGGCCAGGUAGAGAGCUCCAUAGCCUCAUUUUCCCAAGAAAUGAUAGGAAAGGUAAGUCAAAAUUGUAUUGGCCGAGCACUCCUGGGCUAUACUUGGGUCGUUGAGCCUGGCCAAUCCGAUAUCCUAGCACCACUAGGGGCUGUGGGAGAGUUACUUUUGGAAGGCCCACACAUUGCGAGAGGAUAUAUUGACACGUCAACCCACUUAGAGAAUUCUUUUAUAUUGAAUCCCAAGUGGAUCCAGGACUUCAAGUCGAAUACUACGGACGACCAAUCUCGAAAAUUCUUCCGGACUGGAGACAUGGUACGAUACAAUUCAGAUGGAGCGUUAGAGUAUCUUGGACGACUUGGAAUGGAAUCAAAACUCCAUGGCAAACGUUUCGAGGCCUGGAAAGUCGAAGGCCAUAUCAGGCGUGCUGUUACAUCGAAGGAACCUUUUGAAGUAGCUGUCGAAGUUGUGACGGCAUCCGAAGGACCCCUAACUGCUAAGGCUCCCGUAGCUUUUGUGACUUUUGGCACCGGUACCUUCGAUGACGGGAUUCUUGAGUCAGUUUCUCCAACAGCCCAGCGACUAUUGGAUUUGUUUCAAGGAAUCAGAUCGAAUCUUCUUCGCGAGCUACCGUUUUACAUGAUUCCAGCCUCUUUUAUACCACUGGCAAAUCUGCCUUACACUUCGACUCGAAAAUUGAAUCGAAAACUGCUCAAAUUGUUGGGGCAGCAUAUCCCUAUAACCAGAUUGCUGGGUAAAGACAGUGUUAGCGCUCCUAAACAAGUGACAACAAAGUUGGAGAGAGAUGUGCGGAGAAUAUGGGCCAACGUAUUGAAUAUUUCAGAGACCACGGUCGAUUCUGAUACCGCUUUUCAGUCGCUGGGGGGAGACUCAGUCAGCGCUAUACAAGUUGUAUCUCAAUGUCGGGAUAUAGGUAUAUACUUUAGUGUAAGGGACCUACUGGAAAGUCGAACUAUAUGCGAUCUCAUUCCAUUGAUUGAAUCGAACUCGAAGGCUGUCGAAGUCUCAAAAGCCGAGGAGGAAGAUGAGGAGGAAGACCCUGAUACUUUAUUACCAGUUUCUCCUAUCCAGCAGCUCUACUUCGACAUGGUACCGCACGGCGAGAAUCAUUACAAUCUCAGUAUUAUUGUAGAACUGAACAAGCAAUUGAACAAUCAAUCCCUGGAAUCAGCACUUCGUACCCUCGUACAGCGGCACUCUUCACUACGGACACGCUUCGUCAAGACCCUCCGCAAAGGCUGGCUUCAGUCAAUCGUUGGGGUGUCUGAGGAUCACUUUACACUAAGAAACCAUUCUCUCGAAGAUAUUGAUGGCAUUCCUCCUAUUCUAGAAGAAUCGCAUAAACAGAUAGACAUUCAAGAGGGGCCUCUACUUGUCGCAGACUUAAUUACCGUGCGGUCCACAACGGCCUCUUUUCCUCAGAGACAAUUUUUGUUCCUAGCGUCUCACCACUUGGUAAUAGAUUUUGUUUCUUGGAGAAUUAUCUUACAAGAUCUGGAAGACUAUUUUCUCCAAGGUCGAAUCGCCUCCCCAAAGCCCCUAACUUUCCAAAAAUGGGUUCGCCUGCAAAAAAAGUAUAUUCAUGAGCAUUCAAAGCUACCAGCCACAGCAUUGGAAAGCCCAUCAUUACCGAAUCUUGACUAUUGGGGCAUGGAAGGAGUACCUAACAAUCAUGGCGAUGUGGUUGUUGAGCAAUUUAGCCUCUGUUCUGACAGUUCCCAUCUUUUACUAGGCAAGGCAAACGAAAGCAUGAGUACACAGCCAAUCCACCUCAUAACAGCUUCAAUCCUGCACUCUUUCGCUAGUACAUUCUCUGACCGAAGCCCUCCGACAAUAUUUUGCGAAGGUCAUGGCCGAGAGAGCUGGGACCCACUGCGGGUUGAUAUCUCGUCCACUGUUGGGUGGUUCACAACUUUCUCCCCUAUCUCUCUGCCCAGCGAUCACCGAUAUGAACUUUUGGACACUGUAGCACAUGUUAAAAGUCAUCAGAAUACCUUGAUUGAUAAUGGCUGGGAAGCCUUCAGUUCAGAAAUUCUCCGGAAAAAACCCUUUGAGUCCAAAUACUACCCUAUAGAAGUCUCAUUAAAUUAUGCCGGACAAUACCAACAGCUUGAGAGGGAAGACGCAAUUUUCAAGGUCCCAGAAGAGUUUACAGAGGCUGAAUUAGGAAGCGCCAGUCCAGACAUGCCUCGAUUUGGUAUGAUUGAAUUCAUUGUGACAGUCCAAAGCGGCAUUGUCACAGUAGCAAUGGCCUACAGCAGACGCAUGAGGCGCCAAUCGCAACUCAAAGAGCUAGCACUAAAAUGCAAGGCAGUCAUGGAGAAACUUGCCAGAGACCUUGCUUCGGCUCCCAAGCAGCCCACACCCGCCGAUUAUCCCUUACUCGAUAUUAACUCAGAGGAGCUUCGCACUCUAAUCACGCAGGAACUACCAGCGAUUGGAAUCGCCCACUCGGAUAUUGAAGACAUAUAUCCCCUGACACCUGUUCAAGAAGGCAUAAUGAUAACUCAAAGCAAAGGUCAAGGGCGUUAUGAUAUGGAAUGUGAAUGGGAAAUUCUUUCACCAGAGCCAGUGGACAUUGCUCGAUUGAUAAAUGCGUGGCAAUCUGUCGUGGAUCGGCAUGCGAUGCUACGAACCAUAAUUCUCGACGAUGUCCGUACAUCAGGCUCAUUUAUACAGGUCGUUGUCAAAAACAUGCAGGCCAACGUCAUGUGCGAUGUUUCGGGUGACGGGUUCUGCACAGCGAUGAGGGGAUCUACGGGUUCCAAAAUCCCUGAGGGAACUUUAUCGACGUCUCACUCAAUGACAAUCAAAUCAUCACAUGACAAGAUUUUGCUCGGGCUUAAGAUCAGCCAUUUAUUCCUUGAUGCGAGCUCUAUCGGUAUUCUGCAGAAAGAUCUUGUCCUUGCGUACGAUAAUAGGCUGCCAUCUUCCAACGGUCCACGCUACUCUUCAUAUGUGUCCUACGUCAAGAAGUCUCCUAAGGAAGACGCUUUAAGUUUUUGGAAAACCCACCUUGCUGAUGCUGGACCAUGCUACCUUGAAACCUGGAACAACUCUAUAAGUGGCUCGAAUACUUCCAUACAAAGUUUUAGCGUGGAUAUGCCCCAGUAUGCUAGCUUGGACAGAUUCUGUCGUUCCCAUGCCCUCGUAAUGUCUGAUCUUCUAGAGACGGCUUGGUCCUUGGUCCUGUAUCUCUACACUGGAAAUCAAUGUCCAGUAUUUGGUUGCAUCGCUUCAGACCGAGAGCCCACCCUGGACAAUUCUGAUCUAGGCGUUGGAGUCUUCAUCAGAAUGCUCAUUUCCCGCACUUAUAUCAGUGAAAAGGAUACUUUCAUUGACGUUCUCAAGCGUGUGCAAUCUGAGCGCAUACUUCGAGCCUCUUCUCCAAUCUGUUCUGCAGCAGAUAUCCACGGCACCUGGGGUGUACAGAGCCCCGGAUACAACACUGGCUUCUCGAUUCAACGUAUACUCGACGUGGAUCUUGAUACCGCAGUACAGCAGUCUUCUACUCUCAAGCUCCAUGGAAAGGCGUUAUCUUCAAAUACUGAGUAUGCUGUAUCGGUCCUUGGCAUUAUAUUUGACAGUAAGGUGAUAAUCAACCUUGACUGUAAUGUCCACCAGAUUCCUCCAAUAUUUGCUGAACAGAUCGCGGCUACAUUCUCGGCUGUCGUAAAACACAUCUUAAAGCAGCCUGAAUCGCAUGUGCUGCAGACAAAUGCGCUAACAUGCAAGGGAAAAACUCAACUUGACCAGUGGACUAGUCACUCAUCUACUCAGCCGAAAACAUAUAUACACGACAUAAUCUACGAAAUCUCCUCGACCAGUCCAGAUGACCUUGCGAUCGAAACACUUGAAGGCAGCUUUACAUAUCGAGAGCUGAAAGCAUCGUCGAGCUUCCUAUGCAGUCAGCUACGCAAAAUUGGCAUUGGAAACAAUCAUCUAGUGGCCAUCUCCAUAGAACCCUCCGAAUGGAUGGUGUUUUCUAUGCUUGCAGUGCUGGAGAGCGGUGCAUCAUUCAUCCUGCUGGAUUCUUUCCAGAGUAAAGAAAUCCUGGAAGAAAUUGUUCUCAAUGUUGCGCCUUCUAUGAUUAUCACUUCAUCGAACCAAGCCAAGUUGUUCCAGGGCCUUAAUCUACCAGUAACACAAAUUGGCGAAAACGGACUGCUGUCUGGCAUGACAAAGAUGAAACUUGAAGCACCUACAUGUUCUGUCUUUCCACCUCCUGCCUUUCUUGUCGUUACUUCUGAAAGCACCAAGGAUUUAAAGACAUGCACGGUUGACCACCUCACAUUCUGUUUCGGCGCAAAAGAGCACAUCCCAGUACUGAAUUUGACGCCUCGCUCUAGAACAUUCCAAUAUGCGCCUUACAUGUCCGGACUUGCUUUGUUAGAGAUAUUGGUCACAUUAAUUGCAGGUGGCUGCGUUUGUAUUGCCCGCAAAGCCGAAGAUCUAGCACAAUUAGCAACGUUUGUGAACCAAUUAAAGGUCAAUUGGGUGGCUACGACUCCAUCGCGUCUUGUGAACCUGGAGGGAGCAGCCGGGAUCCAAACACUCGUCAUCAAUGGAGAAAAGGAACCGAUACAUGAAGCAAAUAUUGAGAGGUGGAUAGAGAAAUGUUCAGUUCUUCAGACAUAUUGUGUAGCAGGAGGCUCCUUAGUGGCCACCUGUUCAGCGUCUCUUACCAAUCCAGCCUUGCCGAAUUUUGGAAAGCCCGUGAAAGGCUAUUCAUGGAUUGGCUUGCCACUGAGUAAUGAUCUCCCAGUUCCUCCUGGGGCAAUUGGAGAGUUGAUACUUCAAUACACUGGUAUUGUCGGAAGUCACGGCGAGGAAGCUAAAGAUGAAAGCAAGACAUGCAUCAAAGAUCAUCAAUUCAAUACACAUUCGACAGAUAAUGUCCCGCGCUUUGAAACGGGGCAGCUUUUCCGGUACAACCAGGAAGGCAAUCUUGAGUUGAUGAGUGACAAAGAGCAGGAUUUCAAGUUGAGGAGCAGAAAGAAGACUUUCACUCAAAUUGAAAACUAUCUACUAACUUCGCUCUCUGGUCACAUUACAGCUGCAGCUGUCGAGGCUGUAGACUUAGGCAGCAAUCCUAGUGUUGAGACGAUUGUGGUUGCGUUUGUAUGCUCUGACAAAAAAAACUCCCGGGAAUUACAGCAAGCUCUCGAACACUCAAAAGAUAAUAUACGUCAAGCGCUUCCGCAUUUCACACAGCCUAUGAGCACGUUUGUAAUCCAAGAACUUCCCCUAACAUGGCAUGGAACAUUGGAUCGACGUCAGUUGCAUGCUUAUGCUCUCAAGUUUCUUAAUGAAAAUCGGAAUAUAGAUGAAAACGUUAUGAAGGACGAUGAAAUUCCGCUUAGUCCUCACGAAUUGACUUUGCGCGAUAUAUGGGCAACGGUGCUUAAUCUACAAGCACCAGAAAUAUCUAGGCUCGAUCAUUUUUUCAACCGUGGCGGGACCUCGCUUAGCGCAUUGCAACUAGUCGCCAAUGCUAAAAAGCAAAGUAUACCCUUAGCAAUUCACCAAGUCUUUCAGCACCCUACCUUUGGUAAAAUGGCAAUAGCAUGUGCAGCAACAUCUGCGCAGAAAAUUUCAAAGACACAAAAAGGAAAUAAAAAACCAGAGUAUUUCACAGAUAAGAGUAAGGUGGUGGUGAAAAAUAUUCAACAACAUCUGAAGGUUCCUGGAGAAGACAUUGAUGCCAUAGCCCCGGCCUCUGCUGUACAAAGAAUGUACUACGGAGCUAACCAUUUAAAGACACGGGCUGCGCUUGUUCAUUUCUGUCUCGAUAUUGAGCCUUCGAUUCGAAUGACUGAUCUCAAAUCUGCUUGCGAAAAACUGAUACAGCGCCAUGACAUUCUGCGAACCGUUUUCGUUCCUUACCAACGAUCCUUAUAUCAGGCUGUACUCAAAUCUACGACUGGUAUAGUAGAGGAACAUGUGUCUCCCGACGACAAAAUAGAGAUUGCAGUGAAAGAUUUCAUCGAAGAUGACCGCAAGAAAGGGCUCAAACUCGGCGAGAUCGUCACGCGUUUUGUAUUCAUUCAUGGUCGGGAGAAAGCAUACUUGAUUGUCCGUCUAUCCCACGCUCAAUACGAUGGAAUCACACUUCCUCUACUAUUCAAAGACCUUUCUCAAUUGUAUGAUGGUCAUACGCCUCCUCAAUACCCUCAGUUCUCUGAAUUCCUAAAUAUCAGAAAACAAACACUAGAUCAUCAGACGCCGGCUUUCUAUAAACGUCUUCUAUCCGGCUCAACUAUGCCACGGCUCAGCAACUCUAUUUCACCGUUUUCUGCCAGAGAACCAAAAGGCUUUUUGCAGCAAACUGUGAGAUUAUCACGUAUAGGCAUUGCCGGUAUUACUACUUCGCUCAUUGUCAAAGUUGCCUGGGCUUUGGUCUUAGGCAAACUUUCUGCCUCACCGGACGUAGUUUUCGGUGAAGUUGUCACAAACCGUCGCCUUCCAUUGCCGGACAUCGAAGGGGUUAUUGGCCCCUGUCUGAACCUCGUCCCCGUACGCAUCAAUACAAGUGGACUCACUGUAAUGGAGUUGUUGUCAAAGAUUCGCGCCCAACAUUUAGAAUCCUUUGCUCACGAGGCUUACGAAUUCGAAGACAUCCUGGACAAUUGCGUGUCCUGGCCCGGUAUCCGAAGAUUUAGCUCCUUGGUUAUACAUCAAGACAUCCAAUUCGUAACUUCUGGCCUACAGAAGUUCGUAUCGAUAGGCGGUGUUCCAUGUGGCCUGCAAGUGACCAGCGCCGCCUUUGAGAUCGCAGACGUUGGUGUCAUGUCUGUACCUUACGAUGACCAUUUAGAAGUGUCACUUAGCUACGAUAGUGCGAACAUUGCCACGUCGGUAAUGCAGGCCACUCUGGAUUCUUUGUGUAGCAUCAUAUCAUUUCUCUCGCAGGAGGAUAAUGCAGAUAGCGUACCAAUAGCAGAUGUUCUGCCCGUUGAUAUAUCACAUCCUUAUGGAGGAAGCCGGAAAGGAAUGGACCACAAGGAAAGGAACUCGGAACUCCAUCAGACAGUCAAGCAAUGCUGGCACGAAAUCUUCGGUACUCAGUCAAGAGAAGACAAAACUACUGUCUUUGAACUUGGAGGAGAUAUUUUAACUUGCGCUCAACUGGCCUAUUGCUACAGAAAAGCGGGUUUCAAUAUAGCAGUUGAGGAUAUUAUGGCAAACCCUUCCCAGGAAGAACAGGAGGGCAUGUUGUUGAGCGCAGGAGUGGAUUAAUUUGCACUUCGGGGAUUUAUUCCAAGUUUUAUUUAUGGAUUGAAAUAGUUCUAAUUAGUUGUUGCAUGCGUGGGUGCGAUCAAAUCGAUCUGUAUUGUGUCUGCUAUCUACCAUCUUCAUUUAUGUGUGGUGUAGUUAUAGCUAUUGCUUUUUCUUGCUGAGGCAAUGCAUCCUUGCUGCCGUUACAGUGGC
Bipolaris sorokiniana ND90Pr is the source of this 13102-nucleotide messenger RNA. RefSeq names its product non-ribosomal peptide synthetase NPS2 (gene NPS2). Gene Ontology annotation, cellular component: cytoplasm. The record is from RefSeq and is a predicted model, not a curated record. The coding region runs from base 59 to 12910 and encodes 4283 amino acids. Lineage: Eukaryota; Fungi; Ascomycota; Dothideomycetes; Pleosporales; Pleosporaceae. Gene Ontology annotation, molecular function: phosphopantetheine binding; catalytic activity. Gene Ontology annotation, biological process: amino acid activation for nonribosomal peptide biosynthetic process; secondary metabolite biosynthetic process. The transcript is spliced from 2 exons.